AGAUUCACUAUCUGUGAAGUGUGAGAAGUCGGUAAAUGAACGGGGCAGGGCGUAGGCAUCUAGCGAUGAAAUCAAAAACUUAAUCUACUAUUUCGUAUAAAACAUACUGUAAUGAUAUAUUGAUACUUUAGUUUUGUUUUAGUUAGGUGGUUGUGACAUUAAAGUAGUAUCGCAUAUUGUUCAAAGUUUGCAGCUCGACGGUAACUUGUUACAGAAACAAUGAAGAACAGAAGUUUGGCCGGCAAUUGUGGCAUUGGAGUGUUUGUCAUUGCCCUUGUGACGGUGGCAUUGGCAUUCGGCACGCCCAAUUGGCUGGUCAGCGACUACAGGAUAAGGGGCUCCAGGCUGGACAAAUUAGGCUUAUGGAGUCAUUGCUUUAGGUCUCUCCCCGAUCCGUAUGACCAAUACCAGAGACGAUUCUUUGUGGGAUGCCGCUGGGUGUACGAUCCGUUUACUACGGGUUACGAUAGAAUACGAGGAUUUUUAUUACCGGGUUUCAUGAUCGCCACUCAGUUUUUCUUCACACUAUGUCUCCUCGGUGUACUGAUAUCGACCAUCCUGGUGCUGAUAUUCUUCCUGUGUUGCGGACCUGAUCAAAACCGAUUUGUGACCUUAAUCAAGACUAUAGGAUACAUCAUGUUGGGCUCAGGCAUCUGCGGAGUAAUAGCAGUGAUUGUAUUUGCGUCGCUGGGCAAUGCGGAUGGGUGGAUGCCGAACCAUGAAAAUAACUAUUUAGGUUGGUCCUUCGGUUUGGGAGUGGUCGGCGCCGUCAGCUGCCUCAUCGCGGCAGCGCUCUUCUUGACGGAGGCCAACAUCCAGCACAAAAAGCGAAACAAGCUCAAGGAAUCACAAGCGCAGUUCGAAUUGGAACAGGAUUCCAAAGCAUAACAACAAAUUACUAUUAAGGUCAAGC
This is a messenger RNA of Cydia amplana, 913 nucleotides long. RefSeq lists its product as uncharacterized. Gene Ontology annotation, biological process: septate junction assembly; regulation of tube size, open tracheal system. The coding region runs from base 220 to 888 and encodes 222 amino acids. Gene Ontology annotation, cellular component: septate junction; membrane. The record is from RefSeq and is a predicted model, not a curated record. NCBI's taxonomy places the organism in Eukaryota, Metazoa, Arthropoda, Insecta, Lepidoptera, Tortricidae. The transcript has 6 exons.